AUGAAAGAAGCCCAAGAUAGACAGAAACAUUAUGCGGAUAAGCGCCGAAGGGAGUUGGAAUUUCAGGUUGGAGAUAUGGUUUAUCUCAAAACCGUGACUUAUAAGGGUAAGGAUCGGGUAGCACUGAACACUAAGUUGACACCUCGAUACAUGGGACCGUAUCGAAUCCUGGAAAGGAUUGGUCCGAUGGCUUACAAGUUGGAGUUACCUCCGGCCAUGUCAGCUUUUCAUCCGGUGUUUCAUGUGGCGAUGCUAAGGAAGUGCAUCACGGGACGGGAGAAUGUUAUCUCCGAACCCCCACCCGACCUUCAAGUGAAUAUGACCAUCAUCGGUCGGCCAGUUUGGAUAACUGGUACGAAGAUGAGAGGCCCGCAUAAGAAGAAGAAGACAAAGUUGAUUCAAGUCGUAUGGGAUUGUGAAGGAAUAGAGGAAACGACUUGGGAACCAGAAGAAGUUAUGAAGGUGAACUUCAAGAAGUGGUUCGAUAAGAGAGAGAUUCCUCGUAAGGAAAGCAAAGAUUCAAGGACGAUAUAUCAUGGACAGAAAAGAUACCGUCCCAUACCUAAAUCCCGCUCUGGUCCUAUUCCUAACAUCCUUGGCAUACCUCAUGCACCUAAAGCUUAUACACCACCUUGGAUGAAGAGGAUUUCAAUGCCGUGUUCUGCUCCUCCGGAUGCCUGA
Molecule: messenger RNA, 681 nt
Organism: Camelina sativa (false flax)
Lineage: Eukaryota; Viridiplantae; Streptophyta; Magnoliopsida; Brassicales; Brassicaceae
Source: RefSeq, a predicted model, not a curated record